AUGAGUUCGGUCAACAGUCUCGAGAGUACUUUGAAAGAGUCAUACAAGUAUGGCUCUUCCUGUAUCACUUCAACCAGCUGUGAAAAACCGCAACAGGCAUUCUUGUUCGGUUAUCCGAUUGCCCACUCCAUGGCACCACUUCUACACGCAACUCUUUUCAAGGGGGUCUGCCUACCGUGGGUGUACUCCCUCCUCGAAACCCAAGAUGCGUCUGAAUUCCUGCCAGCCCUGAAACAACAAGGCAUCAUUGGAUGUGCAGUUACAAUGCCCUACAAAGUGACCAUGACGUCCGCCGUCGACGAGGUAACGGACGAAGGCCGAAUCAUCGGCGCCAUCAACACGGUCUUCCUUCGCAAAGCAGCCGAUGGAAGUACCAGAUAUAUCGGCACCAACACGGAUUGUAUCGGUGUGAGAGAAGCUUUCUUGCAAAACAUCCCUGGCAUCAUCUCAAAAUCCACAGGCAAGCCAGGUCUCGUCAUCGGAGGCGGCGGGGCGUGUCGAGCAGCUAUUUACGCGUUGUGGAAGUGGAUGGGUGUGAAAAAGAUAUAUAUGGUGAAUAGGCUAGAGACUGAGAUCAGGGCUAUCAUAGACUCGUUCAAAGCUACUGACUUUAGUGGAGAGUUGGUUUGGGUCUCUUCUGUCAACCAGGCUGAGGCCUUGGAAGCUCCAGUUCUGGUUGUCGGCACUGUACCAGACUUUCCACCUAAAGAAGAGGGGGAAAUCUUGGCUAGGAAGAUAGUGCAGGCUUUUUUGGACAAGGAGGAGAAAGGUUAUAUUCUUGAGAUGUGUUAUCAUCCCAGGCCACGUACAGCGUUCUUCGAUCUUGGCGAGCGCGCUGGAUGGAAAGUGCUCUAUGGCACGGAAUCCAUGAUCUGGCAAGGUGUUGCACAACAGGUGCUCUGGACAGAGCUGCCAUUUGGGAAGUUUAAUGUAGAUGAGGCUGCGAAGGUUAUUACGGAAUCAUUAGAUAAACAUUAA
Messenger RNA from Penicillium canescens, 978 nucleotides. RefSeq names its product shikimate dehydrogenase family protein. Lineage: Eukaryota; Fungi; Ascomycota; Eurotiomycetes; Eurotiales; Aspergillaceae. The record is from RefSeq and is a predicted model, not a curated record. Bases 1 to 978 code for a protein of 325 amino acids. The transcript has a single exon. Gene Ontology annotation, molecular function: shikimate 3-dehydrogenase (NADP+) activity. Gene Ontology annotation, biological process: shikimate metabolic process; chorismate biosynthetic process.